Molecule: messenger RNA, 561 nt
Organism: Dromiciops gliroides (monito del monte)
Lineage: Eukaryota; Metazoa; Chordata; Mammalia; Microbiotheria; Microbiotheriidae
Product: S-phase kinase-associated protein 1-like
Exons: 1
Biological process (GO): SCF-dependent proteasomal ubiquitin-dependent protein catabolic process
Cellular component (GO): nucleus; cytoplasm
Molecular function (GO): cullin family protein binding
Source: RefSeq, a predicted model, not a curated record
AUUAAUUUGCAAAGCUAUGAUGGAGAGAUAUUUGUAGUGGAUAGUGAAAUUGAAAAACACUCUGUAACUGUCAAGACCAUAUUACAAGAUAUGGGAAUGGAUGAUAAAGGGGAUGAUGACCUGGUUCCUCUACCAAAUGUUAGAGCCUUGAGAUUAAAAACUGAUCCUCCUUAUCCUUCUGAUGAUAAUAAGAACAAAAAGAAGAAAGACAUCCCUGUUUGGGACCAAGAAUUUCUGAAAGUUGGCACAGGAACCUUCUUUGAGCUUAUUCUGGUUACAAUAGAUUUAGACAUGAAAGAUUUGCCUGAUGUGACAUGCAAGAUUGUUUCAAAUAUAAUCAAGGGAUUGCCUCCAGUAGACAUUCAGGAAACAUUCAACACUAAGAAUGACUUUACCAUAGUAGUAAAGGUCUCUGUCGACCAAAACAAAACAAAAAACAAACCAAUAAUCAGCAGUGUGAAGUGGUGUGCCUAUCGACACUAUAACACUGUGAGCAUCAUUCCAAAUAUUAGUUGCACCACUUUUUAUAAUUUGUUGUUGUUGUUCAGUCCAACUUUUUGA